Temnothorax curvispinosus is the source of this 848-nucleotide messenger RNA. RefSeq names its product tRNA (guanine(10)-N2)-methyltransferase homolog. Gene Ontology annotation, molecular function: nucleic acid binding. The record is from RefSeq and is a predicted model, not a curated record. The annotation marks the transcript as partial. The transcript has 4 exons. Gene Ontology annotation, cellular component: cytoplasm. Gene Ontology annotation, biological process: methylation. Lineage: Eukaryota; Metazoa; Arthropoda; Insecta; Hymenoptera; Formicidae.
AGAGAAAAAGACGAGAGUGUCGCAGCCAACAUGCGUCAAUAUGGAAUGAGUUCCUAUUAUCUCGAUGUCGUGGUGUCAGAUUUUUCGUAUCCACUGUGGCGAGCAGACUUACGAAUAGAUGCUAUUGUAACGGAUCCACCUUAUGGUAUAAGGGAAGCCACAGAGCGUAUAGGUACUAUGAAAAUAAAUCCAGUGAUAGAGGAACAUCAAGCAACUUCUCACAUUCCUUCAAAAAUUGUUUACGGCUUGAAUCAAAUAUAUAAAGACUUGUUGUGUUUCUCUGCGAAACAUUUGAGACUUCAGGGCAGACUGGUCUGUUGGUAUCCAUUGUUUAGGGACCAGUACGUGGAAGAUCAAUUACCAGCGCAUUCUUGUUUAGAGCUGAUAGCCAAUUCUGAGCAAGUAUUGAGCAACUACACCAGUAGAAGAUUAUUAACUUACAAGAAAGUUAAAGAGCCGGAAGCAACUGACGAGAGCGUUAUCAUGAAUUUAGUUGAUUUCCGUGAGAAGUAUUUUGCACUACGCGAGGAAACGAGGAAGGAAAAACGAACGAGGAAAGCCGCAGAAAGAGCAAAGAGACGAGAGGAGUGGGAACGAAGCAACAAGGAAGUUACCGAAAGAUGACUGUAGAACAGUUUUAUACAGUAUUAUAUAAAGGAGCAGUCUUUUAAUUUUAUAUAUCUUACUCUCAUUACGAGAAGAUAUAUAAAUUAUUCAAAAUUAUUUGUCAAAGUAUGACUGUCUGCUUUUGCAACUCUUGUUUAUUAUGUACAGAAUAGUAAAAGUUGAAAGGAAAACAAUGUCGACUAUCGCAACGAUUUAGAAAUAAAUAUUUUUUGCACACAUGA